Messenger RNA from Caenorhabditis remanei, 1623 nucleotides. RefSeq lists its product as uncharacterized. Gene Ontology annotation, cellular component: Golgi membrane; endoplasmic reticulum. The record is from RefSeq and is a predicted model, not a curated record. Gene Ontology annotation, biological process: carbohydrate metabolic process; N-glycan processing. Gene Ontology annotation, molecular function: calcium ion binding; mannosyl-oligosaccharide 1,2-alpha-mannosidase activity. The transcript is spliced from 5 exons. Lineage: Eukaryota; Metazoa; Nematoda; Chromadorea; Rhabditida; Rhabditidae. Bases 1 to 1623 code for a protein of 540 amino acids.
AUGGGUCUCCGAUCACACGAGCAAUUAGUCGUGUGUGUCGGAGUGAUGUUUCUCCUCACCGUCUGUAUCACUGCUUUCUUUUUCCUCCCUUCCGGUGGAACUGAUUUAUAUUUCAGAGAAGAGAACUCAGUUCAUGUCAGGGAUGUCUACGUUAGAGAAGAAUUGCGACGAAAAGAGCAAGAUGCUUUGCGUCGAAAAGCCGAAGAAGCCAAUCCGAUUCCAAUUCCAAAACCAGAAAUCGGUGCGGCAGAUGAUACGGAAGGCCGUCGUAUCUUCGUCAAACAAAUGAUCAAAUUCGCAUGGGAUGGAUAUCGAAAAUACGCGUGGGGAGAGAACGAAUUGCGGCCGAAUUCCCUCUCAGGACACUCCUCGUCGAUAUUCGGAUACGGAAAAACGGGCGCCACUAUCAUUGAUGCAAUCGAUACGUUAUUCAUUGUCGGAUUGAAGGAAGAGUAUAAAGAAGCGAGAGAAUGGAUUGCACAAUUCAAUUUUAAAGAGUCCGCGAAAGGUGAUCUAUCGGUGUUCGAAACGAAUAUCCGAUUCACGGGCGGUCUCUUGUCAGCCUAUGCUCUGACAGGCGAUAAAAUGUUUCUGGAGAAAGCAGAAGACGUGGCGACACUUCUCCUUCCAGCAUUCGACACGCCCUCUGGAAUACCGUACUCCCUAAUUGAUCUACAAACUGGGCGGGCGAAAACGUAUAGUUGGGCGAGUGGAAAAGCGAUUCUAUCGGAAUAUGGAUCCAUUCAACUGGAAUUUGAUUAUUUGUCAAAUUUGACUGGAAAUCCAGUGUUUGCACAGAAAGCUGAUAAGAUUCGAGACGUUUUGACGGAAAUGGAGAAGCCUGAGGGAUUGUAUCCUAUCUAUUUGUCGAUGGAUAACCCGCCUCGGUGGGGACAACAUCUAUUCUCAAUGGGAGCAAUGGCAGACAGUUGGUAUGAAUACCUGCUGAAACAAUGGAUCUCAACUGGAAAACGAGAUAAACGAACAAAAAGAGAGUAUGAAGAGGCGAUAUUCGCAAUGGAGAAACGAAUGCUCUUCAAAUCAGAGCAAUCGAAUUUGUGGUAUUUCGCAAAAAUGAAUGGAAACCGAGUGGAACAUUCAUUCGAACAUUUGGCAUGUUUCUCCGGUGGAAUGGUUGUUCUACAUGCGAUGAAUGAGGAGAAUUCAACCAUUUCAGACCAUUAUUUAACACUUGGAAAAGAGAUUGGACACACUUGUCAUGAGUCCUACGCGAGAUCUGCCACCGGCAUCGGUCCCGAAUCCUUCCAAUUCACGUCAUCAAUCGAGGCGAAAACCGAACGUCGUCAAGAUUCCUACUAUAUCCUUCGUCCAGAAGUCGUCGAAACAUGGUUCUACUUGUGGAGAGCCACAAAAGACGACAAAUAUCGUCAAUGGGCGUGGGAUCAUGUGCAGAAUCUCGAGAAGUACGCAAAAGGCACCGCCGGAUACUCGGGAAUUCGAAAUGUGUAUGAUGAGCGGCCGGAGCAAGACGACGUGCAACAAUCAUUUCUGUUCGCUGAGCUCUUCAAAUAUUUGUUCCUCAUUUUCAGUGAAGACGACGUUCUUCCAUUGGAUCAAUGGGUUUUCAAUACGGAGGCUCAUCCAUUCCGGAUUCGGCAUUAA